UUUUUUUUUUCUUUCUUUCUUAUGUCAAGUACAAACCCUCCCAAGUCAAGAAGAAUAGCAGUACUCGGUGCUCGUGCAGUAGGAAAAUCAUCUCUUGUGAUUCAGUUUUGUGAGAACCAUUUUGUAGAUAGUUAUUAUCCUACCAUUGAAAACACGUUUACAAAGACAAUUAAAUACCGAGGCAAUGAAUAUAGUGUCGAAAUCAUGGAUACAGCAGGUCAAGAUGAAUAUUCCAUUCUCUCUUCUCAUCAUGCCACCAGUAUGAAUGGAUAUGUGCUUGUGUAUUCAAUUGCUUCUCGAUCUAGUUUUGAUAUGAUCAAGAUCAUUCGAGAUAAAAUCCUUGAUUUUACAGGACUCGAAAGUGUGCCUUGUGUGAUUGUGGGUAACAAGUCUGAUUUAAAUAUUCAGCGACAAGUGACAGUAGAAGAAGGAAAAGAAUUGGCUCAACAAUGGCAUUGUCCUACCAUUGAAACAUCAGCUAAGCAUGAUGAAAAUGUGUCUAAAAUCUUUGAUUUGCUUAUUGCUCAAAUUGAAAAAGCCAACAAACCUCCUACAGAAGAAAAAGGGGGUUGUGUUGUUUCAUAAUAAACGCAUUGUACCUGACUUUCUAUUUUUUAUUUUUUAUUGUUUUUUUUC
This is a messenger RNA of Gilbertella persicaria, 636 nucleotides long. RefSeq names its product ferrous iron transporter B. Gene Ontology annotation, molecular function: GDP binding; GTP binding; GTPase activity. The transcript is spliced from 4 exons. Gene Ontology annotation, cellular component: plasma membrane. The coding region runs from base 22 to 585 and encodes 187 amino acids. The record is from RefSeq and is a predicted model, not a curated record. Gene Ontology annotation, biological process: small GTPase-mediated signal transduction. Lineage: Eukaryota; Fungi; Mucoromycota; Mucoromycetes; Mucorales; Choanephoraceae.